AUGUCUCCUUUUGCCAACAUCCAAAACCUAUUCAUGCACCUCAUGGAGCCUUGGUUCAUGAUCGCCGCAUCAGCGACCUACAUCCCCCAAACAAUCAUCGGCCUCAUAUCCACCGGCAAUUACAGCAGACUCUUCUCCCCCUCCGCUUUUGGGGAAGAGUUAUUCGGCAACUUCUGGGUAACAAUGGGGCCGCAGGCCAAAGCCGGCGCAGAACAAGUCGUCGUCCCUCUCCUGGAGGGCAAAGUAUCCGGCGGCAAAGUCCACGACCAUGUUGUGUCGACGCCUGUUCAUGGCACGGUUCUCGAGGUCGGUGCCGGGAGCGGCAUGUGGGCGGACAUUCUUGCUCGGAUCCACGAGUCUUCCGCCGUGAGCGACGGCCUGAGAAGCAGAAAGGGCAAAGGGGGCAUCACCAAGAUUUAUGGCGUGGAGCCGAAUCCCAUUUCGGCGGCCACGCUGAGGACCCGCGUCAACGAGGUUGGGCUGGGGGACUUGUACGAGGUUGUGCCCGUGGGGAUUGAGGAUGUCGGCGAUCCGACCAAGUGGGACGGGAGGAUUGAGCCCGGCAGCGUGGACUGCAUCGUGGGCAUUCGGUGCAUGUGUAGUAUUCCUGAUCCGGAGGUGAAUAUUCAGCAUUUGUAUAAGCUGUUGAAGCCCGGGGGUUCGUGGUACGUCUUUGAGCAUGUGAAGACGACGAAGGGGUUUCCCGUGAUGCCUCUUUAUCAGCGCUUUGCGAAUCUUAUUUGGAUGUUCUUUAUGGGCUCGUGUCGGAUUUGCAGACCUACUGAUCAGACGCUUCGCAAUGUUGGGGAGUGGAAGAAUUUUGACUUGACUGCUUCGCCGGAUGAGCCUCCCUAUGCGGUUCUCCCGCAUGUUAUUGGCGUCUUGACUAAAUGA
Pochonia chlamydosporia 170 is the source of this 894-nucleotide messenger RNA. Its product is annotated as methyltransferase type 11. The record is from RefSeq and is a predicted model, not a curated record. The transcript has 2 exons. NCBI's taxonomy places the organism in Eukaryota, Fungi, Ascomycota, Sordariomycetes, Hypocreales, Clavicipitaceae. Bases 1 to 894 code for a protein of 297 amino acids.